CGGGCCAGCUCCUCGCCGGCCACCCGCUCCGCGCUCAGAGUCCCAGCGGCGCGGCGGACGCGGGUGCGGUUGGCCUCCGGCUUUCCGAGGUCCCCGCGGCCCGAGCACUGAGCCCCGAAGGCUCCCGCGCUCCGCGGGCUCCCGCGGCCUGAGGCCCCCGGUUUUCCCAGGCCGCCCGCCGCCGGCGGUCUCCGGCUCUCCGAGGUCUCCCGCGCUCCGAGGUCUCCCCAGCUCCGUGUCCGGCGCCCCUGGGGCUCCCGCGGCCCGGGGUCAGGCCCCACCAUGCGGCUGAGAAGUCCCUGGCUGCUCCUGCUGUUGCUCAUCGGCCUGCAAGCCGAUAUUCAAGGGAAAGAAGUUAGAGCCAUGGUGGGCAGCGACGUCGAGCUCAGCUGCAUUUACCCCAAAAAGAACAGUUUUGAUUUAAAUGACCUUCAUGUGUAUUGGCAAAUCAACGUCACUGAACAAUCGCAUAUGGGCAAGCCACACACUGCCAGUCUGAAUAAUACCACUGUGGUGACAUACUACCUUGCCCGCAAUGGCUCCGCAGGCCAUAAGGACAGCCACUACAAGGACCGGGCCCACCUGUCCCUGGACCGCAUGAAGAGGGGAGACUUCUCUCUGCAUCUGUACAACAUCACCCCCCAGGAUGAACAGAAAUUUAAUUGCCUGGUGUUUAGGGAGUUAGAAAUGAUUCUGAAAGUCGUGGUCACACUGCACGUGGCAGCAAACUACAGCAUGCCCGUGGUCAGCGCCCUGAGCAGCCCUGAGCAGGGCGAGGAGCUUGCCUUCACAUGCACAUCCACAAACGGCUACCCAAAACCAAACGUGUACUGGAUCAACAAGACGGACAACAGCCUGCUGGACACAGCCCUGCAGAACAGCACCAUCUCCCUGAAUGAGCGGGGCCUGUAUGACGUGGUCAGCAUCCUGAGGAUCAGGCGGAUCCCCAACGUGAAUGUCGGCUGCUGCAUAGAGAACGUGCUUUUGCACCAAAACCUGACUGUCAGCAGCCAGACAGAGACAGUCUCUGGAACCAAGGACAGCAUGAUGGAGAGCCAGGCCAACACCCAUGAGAAGAACAGGGCCGUGCUCAGCAUCCUUGCCCUGCUGGGUGUGGCCGUGGUCGUGGCCGUGGCUGUGGGCUGGGUGUACAGAAGCAGGUGUCCCCACAGCAGCCACACAGACAGGAUCUCUGGAGAGCAGGGGCACCUGGGAUCCCCUCAUGGUGCCUGCCUGGAGCCCUCGAGGCCACUGGGACCAUCCGAGCUGCCCUCCCCAGCCCUCGCUGCUGGCCCUGAGCAUUUCUGGUUUGUCCCAGCAGGUGCCAGGCAGCCAGGCCGGAGCAGGAACUCCCUGGUGAGUUUGCCAGGAGGGAAGGAGACCAUGUUGGAUGAGAACUCACUGCCCAGCACAUGGACAGGGCUUCUGUGAAUGACCAGGAGCAACGUUGGACAGCAGCUCAGGAACUGACCCAGGCUGGCCUGGUGGCAGGAAGGGACCAUCUGCCCCCACCUGCACCAUUAACAAGGGGGCUUCAUGGAUGCAGAGUCCCUCUGGCCUAGAGGGCCACACGCAGGCUUCCCUGGCAGGAUGAGCCAGCCAGGUGCUUUGCCGUCCCAGGGUGAGACCUUUUCCAAAGGUCAGCAGCCCUGGAGACAUGUGCCAAGCAGGUGGGCUCCCCACCUUUGCUGCCAAGUGCAGAAGACGGGGUGUCAUGCUCACUCUCCUCCUGGACAUCUGCUGGAUGGAGGUCACUCAAGGGUAUUUUCGGGAGAUGUGGGUGCAGGGCUCACUGCAACUCUGCCAUACAGGCCGCUGUCUCCACCCCACGUGCGUGUGUGUGUGUCCUAAAUGCAGGCAACAGCACUGCGGAACUCCUGAAAGGCUCCUGGUCAUCUUCCACUGGGACAUUCACUGGUAAGAAAGUCUGCCCUCGUUUGUUUUGGUCAAAAGCUAGGCUUCCCUCUUGAAAAGCACAGAUGACCUCUGCAAGAAGAAAGCCUGCCAGGGGCCCAUGCAGCAGGACAGUGGCUUCCAGGACUUGGGGCUCUGUGGCCAGAGGCACGCACUGGGGAGAGCAGAAGCUGAGCUCGCCGGGGGUGAGGAUGGUGUCCAGUGGACACCAACUUGGCUACGUGAUCACUGCAGGUCUUCAGCGCGGGCCGUUAAGUGGUGGAGAUGUGUCCUCCUGGGGCGAGGCAGCCUCCAGAACACAGCAGUAAUCCCCUCAGUGUAUGGCGGGCAGCUCCUUGCCACCCUGUGCCAGGGCCAGGGCCUCCUGCCUGGCUCCCCCCAGAAGCGGCACACCACAAGACCUCCGAUGCAGACGACAGGCUCCUCAGGGCCACCAGCCCUACAAGGGGACAGGCAGCCUGUGGCCCUGUCCUCCCCUGAUGGUUUCCAUGUUGCUGCCCUCGAUGAAUCCAGCAGUGUAAGUUCCCAGAAGGUUCUGCAAGGAGGCUGCCAGGUAACCCAGGUGUUCACACCCCAGGAAAAUGGGGCCAUUCAGCACUGGCAGGCUGGCAUGUGCAGACAAAGGGGACCAGGCUCAGACAUGAAGCUGAGCCCCACGCUUGCUACGAGAGAUCAUUCCUUUGUCGGUUGUUAUGCCAAAAGUCCUCACGUGGCUUGUAAUGGGCGUGGCCCUCACCUGCCCUGACCUCACCUGAACACCUUAGAGGGCAGGCUGCCAGAAGAGCCACCCACAAAGUCUGCUAGUGGGUGUGCAGAGCGAAAAGCUCAGAGGCCGCCUGGGCGCAGGAAGGCGGGCUGCCAUGCCGGGAAGUGACCCAGGACUGUGGCAUGUCCUGUGGGCCCUCCCUGAGCCCUGCUCAGGGCCCCACCCCACCCUGCAGGCUGCCCACUGCUUGGCCGACUGAGCUGACCCCGAGAUACUCUGCCUGGGUUCUCACCCAGGCCCCGUCCGUUUUACCUAUCAGAGCCAGUUUCCUCCCCAGGGGAGGAGGCAUGGCUGGGCGCCCGGUUCUGCCCCAUCACGCCCGGUGUGGAGGCUGGCCUGACGCCCCCUCCCACCACGUGCUUGUGGUUCUGCCUGGCCCGGGGGGCUGUGCUGUCCACGCUGGGUGCCUUGAGUGCCCAGCUCCUGGGCGGUCCCCAUCACUGCUCUCUUGGGCCUCAGGGAGACCCGUCGGUGCCCUUUGCCCUUUCAGCCUCAAUGGCUCCUGCUCCUGGCUGUGUUGUAGACGGCCGACUGCCAGUGUUUAGGUGUCUGUGUCCAGAAACCUGAUUUAAGACAAUACAAUCUGUAAGCUGUGCCGGCCUGAUGACCUUGGUCAGCAGUGGUGCUGGCGCAGGGGGGUCCUCACUGCUGCUCUGGGGACGGCCACUGCCCCAGCCAUUACCACCCUGGGGGCUCACCCCGAGGAGGCAAUGGCCAAGGUCUGGAGGCAUUUCAGUUGGCACACUUGGGGAUUGCUGCUGGCCUCUGAGGGGCAGAAGGUGGGGACACUGUGUAGCAUCCACUCACUCCCAAAGCUCAGUAGUCCCAGGGUGAGACCUGCGCCCUCAUGUCCCCAUUGCUUGGGGCUCAGGAACGCUGCCAUCAGUGGGGAGCACUGCCACUGGGGGCCGGGGGAGUGGCUGAGGUCCAGAGCAGCCAGACCACACAAGGGCAGUCUCUUGGGGUGGCAUGGCUGCACAUGGGGCUCAGAAUACCCCAAAUGAACAGACCCAUGGAGGGGACGUGAGGCAGUGAAGAUCAGGGUGAGCCCCCCUCUGUCACCAUUCCCCUGAGCCCAGAACAUGACUAGGUGGUGAUGGGAACAAAUGGCAGCUGGGCCAGGACCUGGGGGUCCCAGACAGUGGUGCAUCUGCCCCUUUGCCAGGCCAGGCUCAGGACGAGGAGAGAUCGGGGGGACACGUAGGGUGCGUGGCCUGGAUGACUCAGAGCGACGCAUUGCUCUCCUGAUUUGGAGGCCCGAGUCCAAGACCGAGAGCGUCACCAGGGCUAGCCCCUCCGGCCUCUGAGGGCGGACCCGCCGGCUUCCAGGCACCCCAGGUGGCUCUGGGGGUCGGGGCUGCAGCCCUCUGCCAUUGCAUCUGACUCUCCUCGUCCUGCAAGGACACCAGCCAUUGGGUUUAGGGCCCACCCGAACCCAAGGGACCUCCUCUGAGCUGUUUCCAUCUGCAGAGACUCUAUUUCUAAAUAAGCCAGGUAUGGCAGGUCCCGGACCUGAGUUUUGGCAGGGACGCUAUUGGACCCCUCACAGCACCCUGAGGAGGAGAGAGGAAGCCGGGGGACAUGGAGGCAGGAGGGGCUGAGAGAGGCCAGAGCCCGAGGGGAGGUGGGCCCCACAGACCUGCGGCCCAGCUGAAGUCCGGUGCGGGCAUGGGGUGGGGGUGGGGGCCGCCCGUGGGCUGGCGCUGUGCCACCCACCAAGGUUCUGGCCCCUCUAAUGACUACGUGUGGCCACCCCCCACCCACAUGCUCUGUGAGCAGCAGGCCCCGUGGGGAACCUUGGCCCACCCUGUGCCUGCCAGCACGCUGCCCGCAGGGCAUCAUAGCAGGAGGUCAUGAUGCCCGGUGCAGGGGGCGCUGGCCCUGGCUCCCAUGGUACCCCUCCUGUGACCUCACUCUUAAACCACCUCUACCAGUGGGACUUGGGCCGGGCUGCUGACAACAUCCAGGCUGCCAAGGUGGCCGAGGGUUGGAGGGCUUUCUCCUCACAGGCUACACAGCAGACCCUGGAGUCCCUAGACCCCACCUUCCUUGGGCCUCCUGGGGCCUCUGCCCCUUCCUUGCCAGCUCAGACCCCUCGGGGGUGAGGGCAGCCCCACCCAGGGAUGGGGACAUGGUGGCCCUGGGAAACGGGCCUUCAAUCUCCAGGAGGCCAGGCGCAGGUGGGAGCGAGGCUGGAGGGCAAGCCGGAUGGCCUCCUUGGAGCAGUGGCCGGCCUCGGGGCUGCCGGGGCUGGUGUGACCACAGAGCCCCAUCCUGCAAGGCCCAUCACCUACUGGCAAAGAGCCAGGACCCUCAAGACCAUCCUCGGGCAGGCUGGAGGGUGCAGCCGGCCCACCUCGGCCCAGACAGGAGAGCUGCACCUGGGAUUCUAUCCAAACCCCAAAUCGGAUGCUAGAGAGCCACACUUUAGGGGAGAAAAGUUACUUAAAAAAUAAAAUCACUUCCUAAAAUAAGGGGGGGAUGCAUGGAGCCUUGAAUCUAACCAACUUUCUUCUCAGCUGAAAGCGAAGCUCUGGGCCCUCCUGUGCCUCAGGGGACUGCGUUUGGGGUCUAGGGGCCCGUCACCAAGGACGCAGCAAUUCCUCCGAAAGGGGUCAACCUGCGUAAGGGGCCCAGACUCAGCAACAACUGUGAAGAGUUCGGGGCUCCUUUCCUGCGGAGACUGUGCCAGGCAAGUGGCACGCAGGCCAGAGUGCCGCCACCAGCCACCUCACAGGAAGGCACAGGCUCCUGGUGCUGCCUGGCCGCUGCCACAGCCUCACCCUGCAACCAUCGGCGGCUUCCCACCUGGGCCCUCGGGCCCGCGUUGUGCUGGAGCUGUGCGUGCAGGGCUUCAGCAUCUCGGGCUUUCAGAGGUUUUCCCUUUAUACCUACAUGUGCUGCCAUAAUCCUGGAACCUCUACACUUGUUUGUGUAAUCUAUUGGGUUCUCAGCUCGCCUUCCAAUAAAACCUCCCAGUUUGAAGA
Manis javanica (Malayan pangolin) is the source of this 5667-nucleotide messenger RNA. RefSeq names its product inducible T cell costimulator ligand (gene ICOSLG). Gene Ontology annotation, cellular component: external side of plasma membrane. Gene Ontology annotation, biological process: T cell receptor signaling pathway; regulation of cytokine production. Gene Ontology annotation, molecular function: signaling receptor binding. The record is from RefSeq and is a predicted model, not a curated record. NCBI's taxonomy places the organism in Eukaryota, Metazoa, Chordata, Mammalia, Pholidota, Manidae.